UGGAGCAAAGAGUGUCCUAAAGGAGUCGCGGGGAGCGAUAAGGAUCAGGCGUGACGUCAAGGAGGAGUCUGGUAAGUGGAGCUGGCCAGAGGCGCCGGCAGCUCUCGAGUUCUGCUCGCUUUUGGUGGCUGCAGCCCAGGCAGCCACAGAAGAAACUGGGAACUGGAGCCGCUUGGCGGACGGCGACUCUGAAGCCUGGUCCAGGAAGAAUAAACUCAAGGGAAGAUUAAACCAUGGCGUGGAGUGAAUUCAAUGUCCUCAGCUGGCUCAGAGAGAGUCGGCAAUCUCGGAAACUAAUAUUGUUGAUAGUCUUCAUUGCAUUGCUCUUGGACAACAUGUUGCUUACUGUAGUUGUGCCAAUUAUUCCCAGUUACUUGUAUAGCAUUGAACACACACAAAAUGCAACAGAAGUCCAAACCAUUGGGCCAGAGACAGCUUCAUUUAACUUGGAUAGUUUUCAAAGUAUUUUCUCCUAUUAUGACAACUCUACAAUGGUUACUGGAAAUCAUUCUAAAGGAACAAGGCUGGGAGAUAUUUAUCAUGCUCAGAUACAGCAAAUGGCAGUAAAUAUGACUAAGACAUCCUCUGACUGCCACAAGGAAAACAAAGACCUGCUGAAUGAAAAUGUUCAAGUUGGCUUGUUGUUUGCCUCCAAAGCAACAGUGCAGCUCAUCACUAACCCUUUCAUAGGACCAAUGACAAAUAGAAUAGGCUAUCAGAUUCCUAUGUUUACUGGCUUCUGCAUCAUGUUUGUCUCAACAAUUAUGUUUGCGUUUUCAGAAAGCUAUAAGUUACUGUUCAUAGCAAGAUCCCUUCAAGGAGUAGGUUCCUCUUGUUCUUCAGUAGCUGGGAUGGGUAUGCUGGCCAGUGUGUACACAGACGAUGAAGAAAGAGGCAAUGCAAUGGGCAUUGCCUUAGGAGGAAUGGCUAUGGGAGUCUUAGUGGGCCCACCUUUUGGAAGUGUGAUGUAUGAAUUUGUUGGGAAAGCAGCGCCUUUUCUGGUGUUAGCAGCAUUAGCUCUUUUUGAUGGAGCCAUACAGUUGUUAAUUCUACAACCAUCCAGGAUACAACCAGAAAGCCAAAAAGGAGCAUCAUUACUGACACUCUUGAGGGAUCCAUACAUCAUUAUUGCUGCAGGAUCAAUAUGUUUUUCAAAUAUGGCUAUUGCUAUGCUGGAACCGGCAUUACCCAUCUGGAUGAUGGAGACAAUGUGCUCAAGAAAAUGGCAACUUGGCAUUGCUUUCAUUCCAGCUAGUGUCUCUUAUCUGAUUGGAACUAAUAUUUUUGGGGUCCUUGCACACAAAAUGGGACGGUGGCUUUGUUCUCUAAUUGGGAUGAUAAUAGUGGGAAUAAGCAUUUUGUGUGUACCACUUGCCAAAAACAUAUAUGGACUUAUAGCACCAAAUUUUGGAGUUGGUUUUGCCAUUGGGAUGGUGGAUUCUUCCAUGAUGCCUAUUAUGGGUUACCUUGUUGAUCUGCGUCAUGUGUCAGUAUAUGGGAGUGUGUAUGCAAUAGCAGAUGUUGCAUUUUGCAUGGGGUAUGCGUUAGGUCCUUCUGUUGGUGGUGCCAUUGCAAAGGCAAUUGGGUUCCCAUGGCUUAUGACCAUAAUAGGAAUUAUUGACAUCCUCUUUGCUCCUUUGUGCUUGUUCCUACGUAGUCCACCUGCCAAAGAAGAAAAAAUGGCAAUACUCAUGGACCACAACUGUCACUUUAAAACCAAAAUGUAUACACAGAACAAUAUCCAGUCCUAUCCAAUAGGGGAUGAUGAUGAAGAAUCAGAAAGCGAUGAGUAAUAUUCCAAAGCCAUAAAAGUAGUCUGAUGUAUACAACGCAGUGUUUCCUGUGAAACAUCUCAUCAAAAAUGUAGUUGUACUGUAGUUUUGAUGGUAAAAUAGUAACAAAACAAAACCAAAGGUAGAUUAUCCAUUGCCCAUGAUUAUGAAGCAGAAUACCCACUGCCUUAUAAAGGAAAAUAAGCUUUUUAAAGACUUUGUACGUUGUUAAAAUUGUGCAUUUACUUUUAAUAUUAUAGGCUAUAUUUUUGAUUAAAUGAAUUGUGGAAAUGUCUAUUAAUAUCUGAAUCAAGAUCCAUGCCUUUAAAAUUUUUCAUGCAUGAACAAUUUUUUUCCUCCAUAAUUCUAUUUGACUUAGAAAUGAGCAAUGAGUGCCUGAAGUUAGAAGCUAUAAACUGAUUGUAUAUGAAAAUAUGAUCCAGUAUUUUGUAGUUGUCAAAUUGUAUUGCUUGGCAACCAUAUUUAAACCUGAGUCCUCUUCCUAGAUUAAGAGGCGCCUUGCAAUGAAAAGCAGCUGCCUGAUGUUUGUGGAGGAAAAAUUACAUUGUAUAUGGUGUUUGUAAAAGAUGAACAUAAUGUACUGGUUCAUUGGUAAUCGGUAUUAGUGCUCCUGCUUAUAGAAGGAAAACAGCAUUGUACAUAAAUUGCUAUUACCAUAUUUUAUUCUUAAUUCAUUUGUGCAACUUUAAUUAAUGUUUUUACACUCAUGCAUAAUGUGUCAUGGAAUGAUGAAAGUUUUGAGCGGUUGUUAAAAUGGCUGCAUGCCAUGCAUGAACCUAAAAUAAUGGAAGUAGAAUAAAAUUAGUAGGAACAUGAGCCCUGCUGGAUCAAAUCAGUCUAGCUUCCUGUUUCCCGUAGUGGGAAACACAUCCAGAUCCUUUACUUCAAAAGUAUUCUUUCUCAUGUAGUUUUAGAAUGGAUGCUGUUGACAGAUGGGAUGUCACCUAAUCUGAGUUAAGACAAUUCAGUCAAAUGUAUUCCAAUUUCUACCUGAAGAGUGGCCAACCUUUGAAUCAUUUUUAACACAAUACUAAGUGUCUCCUUGUGUGUGACUUUCUUUGUAAGGGCAUUUAUUACAUUGUUACAUUUCAGACGGAAUGAGGAGUAAGCAAUUCUGCUAUUUGUACAUUUUGUGUUGAGAUUUUUGAUAUAGCUAAAGCUUAUUUUUUAAUUACAAAAAUUUAGUGUUGUCACAUUUUAACGCCUUGUGGGACUUUUGUAUUUUUUCACUCCCUAAUGUAAGAUGAAAUUCAUUCCUGAUCGUACAUGUGAACAGCUCUUCAUGCAGGGAGGAGACAGCUAAAGAGAUCAAACGCAGUCACUUGCCUUUCUCUUCCAAACGGGAGUAACUCACAAAUUAAAUCUCUGGAGAGAAAAGGCUGCUAGAUGGCUAUAUGGGAGGAGCAUACCCCUCAUCAAUUUGAAUAAUAGCCAGCAAAUGUUAACCAAUUUAUUGAUAUGGCAAUCCUUUUCCCACAUGUGGAGUUGAGUUCAAAGGCGAUGGAUUAUGGCCCUAGGUAAGAACAUAAAAAUUCAACAAAUGCCAGACUUUGUAUAAAUAUAAAAUCUGUAUUUGGUGUUUGUAUACAUUCCAUGUUGUUUGUAAAACAUGAUCUCCGUGCCUUCUCUCGUAUGUAUCAGCAGAUGGUUUGUGUCUUACAGCAGAUACCUUGUUUACAAAUAGUUUUGUAAAGUGUGUGUGUGUGUG
Molecule: messenger RNA, 3501 nt
Organism: Eublepharis macularius
Lineage: Eukaryota; Metazoa; Chordata; Lepidosauria; Squamata; Eublepharidae
Gene: SLC18A2
Product: solute carrier family 18 member A2
Exons: 16
Coding region: 234-1793 (519 amino acids)
Biological process (GO): xenobiotic transport; transmembrane transport; aminergic neurotransmitter loading into synaptic vesicle
Cellular component (GO): terminal bouton; synaptic vesicle membrane
Molecular function (GO): xenobiotic transmembrane transporter activity; serotonin:sodium:chloride symporter activity
Source: RefSeq, a predicted model, not a curated record